AUUCCCACUCUCCUGUACCCUUGUGGCUUCUUCUGUUUCUUCUUCUUCUUCUUCAACGUUUCUAUUUGCUAGAUAUAGAUCUAAGUUACCUACAAUUACAUCGACAAGUCAUCCCAUUGCUUUGCUUGAUCCACCAUGUCUACCGACAAGAUUACCUUCUUGACCAACUGGCACGCGACGCCAUACCACGCCCCUCUCUACCUGGCCCAAGCCAAAGGUUACUUCAAGGAUGAAGGUAUCAAGGUGGCUCUACUAGAGCCCAACGACCCGAGCGAUGUCACCGAAAUCAUCGGCACUGGAAAAGUUGACCUUGGCUUCAAGGCGAUGAUCCACACUCUUGCUGCCAAAGCGCGCAACUUCCCGGUCCUCUCCAUCGGGUCUUUGCUCGACGAGCCUUUCACGGGCGUUGUAUACUUGAAAGACAGCGGUAUCACCCCUGAUUUUACGACUCUCAAGGGGAAGCGAAUUGGCUACGUUGGAGAAUUCGGAAAGAUCCAAAUUGAUGAGCUUACCUCCCACUACGGCAUGACCCCGGCCGACUACACCGCAGUGCGUUGCGGCAUGAACGUCUCCAAGGCCAUCAUCAAGGGCGAGAUCGACGCCGGCAUCGGCCUCGAGAACGUGCAAAUGGUCGAGCUGGAGGAAUGGCUCACCUCCCAGGGCCGUCCCAAGAGCGAUGUGCAAAUGCUGCGCAUCGAUGAACUAGCCGAGCUAGGCUGCUGCUGCUUCUGCACGAUCCUGUACAUCGGCAACGAGAAGUUCCUAUCGGAGAACCCGGAGAAGGUGCGCGCGUUCAUGCGAGCUGUCAAGCGCGCGACGGACUUCGUGCUCGCGGAGCCGGCCAAGGCGUUCGCCGAGUAUGUCGAUUUCAAGCCGGUGAUGGGCACGGAGCUCAACCGCAAGAUCUUCGAGCGCUCGUUCGCGUACUUCUCCAAGGACCUGAAGAACGUCCGCCGCGACUGGGAGAAGGUCACCCGCUACGGCAAGCGCCUCGGUGUCCUAGACCAGAGCUUCCAGCCUAACUACACUAACUCGUUCCUGUCCUGGACUCUCGAGGGCGAGUCUUCCGACCCAACCGGAGACCAGAAGCGCAUGGCUGCGCUGCAGAAGGACGUUGCUAGCAAUGGUGGUUUCCACCGUCUUGAGGUUGAUGGUGCUACUGUCCAAGCUUAAGAGGUGCAAUAUACGUGCCCAGGUGAUUAUUGAAAAGAGGUAUCAGGUACCUACGGCUGUGAAACGAAAUUGUUACCUGCAGGAAUUUCUUUGAUGAAUAAGCCAGACGCUCAUUACCUCACCAAUAAGAUAGCUCCUCUAGUAGUAUAAAUAGUAUAUGAGAACCAAUCGACAGCAAUUCCGACGAA
Messenger RNA from Annulohypoxylon maeteangense, 1361 nucleotides. RefSeq names its product NMT1 protein. The record is from RefSeq and is a predicted model, not a curated record. Gene Ontology annotation, biological process: thiamine biosynthetic process. The transcript is spliced from 6 exons. NCBI's taxonomy places the organism in Eukaryota, Fungi, Ascomycota, Sordariomycetes, Xylariales, Hypoxylaceae. The coding region runs from base 136 to 1173 and encodes 345 amino acids.